UGUACAGUUUGUCUUGUCUCUGCUGGAGCCAGAACCAGCAAAAAGACCAACAGUAAAAACAGCAAUGCAGGAUAAAUGGUUGAAUGAGGGAUAUGCCAAGAGACCCCUCCAUACUGUCACUCAUAAAAACAGGCUGCGUCCUGAGGAUCUGAAUUCUGCUGUGUUAAAAUACAUGACUGAAUCUCUAGGUUACGGUCUUUCUGAUAUCAUCCACACGGUCACCAGUAACAAGCCAUCAACCACUUUGGCUUGCUACCAUCUCCUGCUGAAAAAACUCUCCAGGCAUCAGAAAGUAGUGAGGACCAUGAAGAGAGAAGAGAACAGCGAAUGGAAUCUUCUGAAUAAGGGCUUGUUGAGAAGGACAAGCAAUGCAAGUGCAAAGAGUCAGCAGCAGGUGAACCGUCCAGCUAUACUCUCAACCCAAGAAUUCCAUCUUGUGUCUAAAACGAACAUGGUCACACAAAACAUUUAUCAACCUGUUCCUUCGCUAGUCUCCUCAGAGUGACACAGCCAAUGAGAGGAGCUCAAGGCAGUCCAGUAAGACCCAGCGGAGCCAAUCACAGGACAGAGACACCCAGAGUGCCAGAAAAAGGACAGCAGAGAGCAUAAGACCAAAGCAGUCGAGCCUAGUGGACAGAGAAGAUUCUCCUUCCUUUCUGCCUGUGGAUACAGCUAAUGAGAUCACCAUGCUGGUCAAGACACAUGAUGGGCUGAUUCCCAAGGUCUUAACUUUUGGUGAGAAGGAGAAGCUUUGUGUUUCACCGCCUAAGUGUUCCUGCAGAGAGGGGAGUGGCACCAAACUCUAUGAUUCCGCCACUUUUGAUGCCACUGUGACCAUCGAAACCUCCAGAGACUCCCAGACAAUGAAAACAUCAAUCAGACCACAUGAUCUGAGACCAGCUUACUCUGACAAAUAUCAAGUGCUAGAAUACGAACAUCAGCCUGAUGACAAGUUAGAAAAGUUGCAGACAUUCUACUCCGAGAAAGGGGCUUUUCCCAGAACGGGACAGCGAUUUAAGGAUUUAUUACUAGCCAUUGAGGAGAAAACCUACAAUGCUUGCAACCUCAGCACCAUGGAAACCACAACACAAACCUCCCCUCUACCUCGACUACGUCACACUAGAACGCUGAAGGAAGCCACACCUAGAAAAGUUACUAUGGUCGGUCUUGCGCACCACACAACACCUGGCACUGGCUCCUCGCCUUUCUUAAUAAAUGAUUCCAAACCUCCAUUGUUUCCAUCUCAGAGACAACAAACUCUCGUCAUUACAAACCUGAGACAUGCAAAGGAGAAGAGGAACACAGGAACGGGAGGGGGAGGAGGGAUUGGUGUCCCCAGUAAUACCUCGAAAAGAAACCCUGUUCAGUUGCGAACAGCUAUACAGCGCAGAGUCACGGACCUCAGCUUACCAGUGCUUCCGUCUGCUUUACAAAACAGCUCUGACAUAAAGACAGAAAUACUCAGAAUGGAUUUCAGGUGACAUUUGAGGAUAAGAGGCCUUCUCAAAGGGAAUAUGCUGGGUUCAGUACAAGUCAUGCUCAGUCGACAGCAUUUGUGGCAUACUGUUGUUUACUACAAAACAAAUCAUUUUGAUCCAUGCAUCCCUUAAGGCAAUACACUACAGGCAAAACCAUAGUUUUUUUUUCCAUGCACAUAUAUUCUGAAUAUUUUUACAGAGGAGUUUUGUUCAUAUAUCAUCCAUCUGGUUUAUAUACAUUUUUAUUCCUUAAAAUAUGGUACAAAUAUUUUUGUUUUAUAGAGUCAUAAAGGUUUUUACAAAGGGGAUUUUGGAUAUCUCUAUUUUUAACUCUACUAUAUCAGUAAAGUGGAAUUUUGAACUUGAAUUUAUCUAAUGUUCAGAUUUGACAUAUAUGCAAAUUUGGGCAUAUUUGACUAGACAGUGCUUCAUUUGCAUAUUUUUAAAACAUUACAUCAGAAAAUGUAUAAUACAAAACAGUUGUCUUAAUGUACUGUAAUUGAUCAACUGGUGAAUGGUGGGGCACCAUUGAGUCAGAUUUGUAAGUGAAGGGUCAUUGGUUUGAUUUCUCAG
Molecule: messenger RNA, 2051 nt
Organism: Carassius gibelio (silver crucian carp)
Lineage: Eukaryota; Metazoa; Chordata; Actinopteri; Cypriniformes; Cyprinidae
Exons: 4
Coding region: 687-1481 (264 amino acids)
Source: RefSeq, a predicted model, not a curated record